This is a messenger RNA of Lasiodiplodia theobromae, 648 nucleotides long. Its product is annotated as Cytochrome p450 protein. NCBI's taxonomy places the organism in Eukaryota, Fungi, Ascomycota, Dothideomycetes, Botryosphaeriales, Botryosphaeriaceae. The record is from RefSeq and is a predicted model, not a curated record. Bases 1 to 648 code for a protein of 215 amino acids. The transcript is spliced from 2 exons.
AUGGCGACCAUAGUGGAUGAGAUGGGAAUCUCUGGAUUGACUUCGAGAUACGGACUCAACCAGGGGGUACAAGGCCCUUUGGCUCCGGAUCAGUGGCAGCUCGACGUUCAGCACUGGUUUACCAUUUGGUUAGCCACCCUGCAAGGGUCACUCGUGAUGCAAGCUACGGGGCCAUCAAAUCCAGAUGUCAUGCCUUGGGUGCAAACUCCGCGAGAUGAGACGGAAAAGCAUUUUUGCCAAAGCCAAAAAAUGGUCUCGACCGCAUAUACCAACUUCAACACCUUCGGUCUCUGUCUCACCUUCGUCGUCGGCACCACCAUCAUCGUUCUCUCGCACACAAUCGAACCCCUCGCCAGCUGCAUCCAAAAGCGCCGCAGACUGGACACUUACUCUCGUCCCGAGUGGUCUCUAAACGAAACGUUGCAGCUCCAACGCCUUGCACAUGAAGAACUUGGUGUUGGCACCUGGCACAAUAGCGCGGAGACGAUUCCAUUCACCGACAGUGGUGAACGGCUAGCCACGGUGGAUCUUACAGAUCCCGAUCAUCUGAGGCUCAAGGCGCCGCCUCCACAUUUCGAGAAGCUACUGGCACGUGGCGAUGAUAAUGGGAAUGACAAGCCGCCCUCUGAGUGGGAAACGGGCGAUUAA